Messenger RNA from Musca domestica (house fly), 2907 nucleotides. RefSeq names its product conserved oligomeric Golgi complex subunit 1 (gene Cog1). Gene Ontology annotation, cellular component: Golgi apparatus; COG complex. The transcript has 5 exons. Lineage: Eukaryota; Metazoa; Arthropoda; Insecta; Diptera; Muscidae. The coding region runs from base 112 to 2787 and encodes 891 amino acids. Gene Ontology annotation, biological process: intra-Golgi vesicle-mediated transport. The record is from RefSeq and is a predicted model, not a curated record.
UUUACAACGGCGUUGUGUUUUCCGAUUGGGGGCUUUGGAAUUUGCCUUGCAACGCAAGCAGUCGAAAAAUAAAUAUUUGCGAGAAAAUAAUAGAAUUUAAAAUAUUUAACAAUGGCUACCUUAAAUCUAUUAAAUUUAAAUGUUGAUACGCUGUUUGAGCAACACAGUGUUGGCGAGAUUGAUGCAAUACACAAGAAAAUCCAAGAGGUUGUUGAAAAUAAAAGGGAGGAGCUGAGGACCAUGGUUGGGGAACGUUACCGAGACUUGUUGAAAGCAGCCGAUACCAUUACCUCUAUGCAGGAUUCUACGAAAGCUCUGAUAGAACAAGUCGAUAGCAUAAGUGUGAAUUGUAAGAAUCUCAAUGAACAACAAUUGCUGGGCUUCAAGACAGAAUCGGAUAGUGCCGGUGAAUUGAAGACAAGGAAUGCCAAUAAACAAUUGAAUAACUAUUUCAGUACCAUGGUACAGAUUAAGUUGCUAACAGCAUUGCCUGAAAUGAUUUGGUCACAAAUCGAUCGCGAACAUUAUUAUGCAGCCACGGAGUUGUUUAUAUUUAGCCGACACAUUAGCACGGGCUUACAGUUGGAUUCGGGAAACCAAAUAAUGCAGAAAUUGCCGGUGGCCAAGAAACAGUGGGAAAUUUUAAAACCAUUUCACAUGACAAUAAAACAACAAAUUAUGGUUGCUUUGGAGCGGGAAAAUCUGGCACCAGAACUAACGGCCGAUUGUCUAUUGGCACUGCUGCAGUUGGAUCGUUGUUCAUUGGAAAGUGCUUUGAAGGUUUUUCUUAAUUUACGCUCCUCGGCUUUUCUUAAUUGCCUUACUGCAGAGGGGGGUAGAGUCAAGGAACGUAUACUUGUUAGCCUAAGGGUGCUCAAUGAAAGUGUGGAUAUGGUCUCCAAAUGUUUUAUGGAGAAUGGUUUAUUAUUUAAGAAACUAAAUGAACAUUCGGAUCCGAGUGCUCCUCCUACCAUAGCCCGCAUGGACAGCGAUGAUGUCCAGUUCGCUUAUUUGUUGCCAGACAUCAUUACAAAUUUUAAACCCAAAUUUGAAACAAUAACCUUAAAAAAUGAAGCAGUUGCUCAAGCUGUGGAAACUUUUCUUGCCGAUACACAACGCAUAGCCGAUAAACAGUUGAAAGGACUCUUUGAUUUUGUAUUGAAUAUGAACACAAUACAAGAAAUCAAAACCGAAGCGAACGCAUUACGAAAGCAAUUGAAUUUAUCUGCCCUAGCCAAGCAAUAUAACCUAACACAUUCCCUGGACUUUUAUGAGUUACGUUAUGUACCAUUGAUUAAUCAGCGUAUACGUAAUAUCAUUAAUGAUAGUUGGACCAAAACUGUGAAUACAAUAUUUAACACACUUGAAAAAACGAUACAACAAGAGGGAUUGCUAAACAAAACAAACUAUAAUCUCUGGCAAGAGUUCAGCUCAGAUUUACCAAAUAGUUUAGAUCAAGCUCUGUCCGAUGAUAAGAAAACCAAGAAAUUAUUAAUGAAAUCGAAAGGAUAUGACGAUCAUAUUCUACAAAUGGCAACCCAAUUUGAUGGCGAUCUUUCGUCAAUUAUCCAGGAAAUGAAUGUUUUAUUGGAGGAGCCCACAACAAAGAAAGAAGAUAAACAGGAAUUGGUUGAUUUCCUGAGAGAUACGGCUCAACGGCAAAUUACCGAAUUUAUUACAAAAACAAAGGAGCUGAGAUUGAACUCCGCUCAACGGGAGGCGUUGCUAUUUGUCAUACGUUGUUGUUGUUCCCUAAUUGAGCUUUGCCCUCAUUUAAAGAAAUGUUUUUGCCAUUCAAGCUCUUGGCGUCAACAAUUGGGAGGAGGGGGAACAACUUCCACGAUCUCGGGAGCAUCACAAGAUUAUUGGCAAAGGAUUUGUGGUUUAAUCGAAGACGAAGUAUUCCAGUUGUGGCUAUGUCUUGUUCGCGGUAUACUGGAAGAAUAUCACUGUGAUCGUUAUUUAAUGGACGUCAACUCCAAUAUUGUUAUCCUGGAAGAUUUUGCGCAUUGGGAAAUUAUUACCUUGGAGCAAAAAGAUGAACAGGAUAUGCCCACCCAGACAUCAUUCCGUGUGCCGACACAACCACGUAUAUCCUUGCAAUCGUAUUUCCACACACUGAUUACUGCAUUGAAGAAGAUUGUGCCUGAAACUUUACCCAACAAAGUGCUGCUAACAUUAAAGAAAAUGCUAUUGGAGCAGCUGCUACAGCAUUAUAAAAAUCUUAUUGAAAAGUCAAAUAAUAGCACGACUGCAAUGGGGCAGAAUAUUGCAUUGCAAUUAUAUUUCGAUUUGAAAUUUCUGCAAAAUUCCUUUGAUUUAAAUCGCGAACAAAAGAAUCAAUUCUCAUCGAUACAAGAUGCCUAUAGAGAUGUAAUUGAUCCUUUUGAUUUUGAACUAUUAUCCACACAAUUGAUGGCAAAUGUAAAGAGGGCUGUUACACGUUACAAUUGUAUACUGGGUGUAUUAACAACGACGACCACGACAAAUGCAAGCAAUAUUUCUGGUACUUCGGCUGUUGUACCAGAAAAGGAUCCAAAUGUUUUGAGUUUGUGUUCGAGUGGAGCCACAACAUUGUGGUUCCCCCUACUGCCUGUGGUUACAAAUACCCAUGUUACAACUGCUGUGGAAAACAAAAAGGCCGUCUUGAUGAGUUCAGAAAGUGAAAAGACCACACCAACACGAAAGGCCACUACCACAUCAUCUGCAACAAGAAAAAGUGAUACAAAAAGCAAAUCUGGAGCAGCAUCCUUCUUUGGCGCCAUGUCACAGGAAUGGUUCCGAUAGUAAUCAAAGGACAAUGUUAUUCUUUCAAAGAACGCUUUAGCAUUUUGUAAUAGAAUUAGUAGCUAUUUUAUUAUACACAACAAGUAUUCAAAGAAUAUAGAUAUAAUUAUAUAAUACCGA